AUGAAUAAUUUCAUUCUAGCUACUUUGAUUAUAUUAACUGCAGCUAAUAAAAAUAUAUGUCCAACUGAAAUAGAUACAACUAUAUCUUGUACAAAAGAGAAUUAACCUGUAUGUGCAUAUACUGCAGAAGGAUUUGUAAGAUUUAAAUUAAUAUUUAGUAAUUAGGAACUUUUGAGAAUGCUUGUUUUGCUUGUCGAGCUUAGAAAGUAAAUUAUUAUGAAGAUGAUAUUUGUAUAAUAACUAGUAGUCUUUCUGAAACAAUAAAUACAGGUUCUGAGAAUACUUCAUCUACAACAUCAAAUGGGAAAACAAUUUAUAAAUGUGAAAUUCCAAAAUCAGACAAUCCAAUAUGUCCUGCUGUGUAAAUUAAAAAUUAUAAUUUUAGUUACAAACCUACUUGUGGCUUAUUCAUAUCAAGUAUUUAAUGUAUAAAGGAACCAUGUGGAAGAUCAUUUGGAAAUGAAUGUGAAGCUUGUUCAGAUAAAAAUAUAGAUUCUUAUUUUGAUGGAGAAUGUUAGGAAAUUCAUAAAGAGUAUCUUUUUAAUUUUAAUAAAUUAGAGAUCCAUAAAAUCCACCUGAUGAUAGUAUAACUUAUUGUACAGAACCAAGACCUUAAAUCUGUACUAAAGAAUAUACAGAAACUUGUGCUUUCAUUACAACAUCAUGUUUUUCUGAUUCUUGUAUGAUAUCAGUAGGAAAUUAUUGUGAUGCUUGUUCUAAAAAAGAUGUAGUUGGAUAUGUAAAACAAGCAUGUUCAAAAUAUUAGUAUAAAUUAUGUUUAAAUUGAUUAGAUUAAUAUAUACAUAAGAUAUCGAUUAAAAUGAUCAGAAAUCUGACUCUUAAAAUGAUGCAUUAGAUUUAGACUAAAACAAUAAUUCAAAAUAAUAAUAAUGUAGUACAUAGAAACCUAAUGCUUGUGAUAAUGUUGUCAAGGAAGUAUGUGCAACAUAUAAAUGUUAUGAUACAACUUGUUAAAAAGAAUAUAAGAAUGAAUGUUAAGCUUGUUUAGAUUCAACUACAAUUUCAUAUAGUUUUGGUAAAUGUUAAACAUUAUAUGGGACUAUCUUAAGUUUAGCUAUAUUGAUAAAGCUAAUUAUUUGA
Molecule: messenger RNA, 1101 nt
Organism: Paramecium sonneborni
Lineage: Eukaryota; Ciliophora; Oligohymenophorea; Peniculida; Parameciidae
Source: the annotation of a GenBank genome assembly